Molecule: messenger RNA, 1287 nt
Organism: Rhodotorula toruloides NP11
Lineage: Eukaryota; Fungi; Basidiomycota; Microbotryomycetes; Sporidiobolales; Sporidiobolaceae
Product: fumarylacetoacetase
Exons: 4
Coding region: 1-1287 (428 amino acids)
Biological process (GO): L-tyrosine catabolic process; L-phenylalanine catabolic process; homogentisate catabolic process
Molecular function (GO): fumarylacetoacetase activity
Source: RefSeq, a predicted model, not a curated record
AUGCAGUCCUGGCUAGACAUCCCCGCCGACUCGCACUUCUCCCUCGCCAACGUCCCGUUCGGCAUCAUCUCGCACGCGGGCAGCGGCGGUGCGAGGGUCGGAGCGACACGUCUCGGUGACUGGGCAGUCGACUUGAGCGUACCCGAGGCAGCAGGACUCCUGGCGGAGGCGUUUGAGCAGAAGGAGACGUCGUUCUUUGCAAAGCCGACUCUCAAUGACUUCGCUGGACUCCCUGCCAGGAUCCGCCAGAACGUACGCCUCGCCAUCCAGUCGCUUUUCCGCUCGAACUCGUCGCUCCCCGACGACUUGCAUUCGCGCGCCGUCCUUACGCUCGACUCGGUCGAGACGCACCUUCCCUUCAGCAUUCCCGACUUUGUCGACUACUCCAUCUUCCCUGCGCACGCGCUGGGCGCCGGCAGGGCAAUUUUCGGCCCCCAGAACCAGAUGCCGCCUGCUUGGAACGCCCUGCCGAUGGCUUACAACGGCCGCGCCGGCACGGUCAGCGUCAAGAACGAGAUUGUGCGCCCGCAAGGACAGACGAGGGCGUUCUCUGCCGCGCGCGAAGUCUCUGUCGGAUCUUGCCAAGCUCUCGACUGGGAGUUCGAAGUCGGCGCCUUCGUCGCCGAGCCAACUCAGGACGGCACCGUCUUAACGCCCUCGACCGCCACCUCUCACCUGUUCGGCUUCGUCCUGCUCAACGACUGGAGCGCCCGCGAUGUGCAAGCGUUCGAGAUGGUCCCUCUCGGGCCUUUCAAUGGCAAGUCGUUCGCAACGACUAUCUCACCUUGGGUCGUCGUGCCCGAGGCGCUUGAGCCGUUCGCGACCGUCAAGCCGCCGAGGCUCGAAGGAACGGCUUUCGAGGAGCCCGAGUACUUGCGCGAGAAGGAGGGUGCGAAGACGAACUACGACAUCGAGUGCACUACCACGCUCCACCUCGCCUCGAACCCCUCGACCGCCGAGCCCGUCGCCAAAGCCAACUUCGCCCAAGCCUUCUGGUCCUUCCCCCAACUCCUGACCUACCAAACCUACUCCGGCGCGCGCCUCCAAACAGGCGACCUGCUCGGGUCGGGCACGAUCUCCAACAUGGGCGAUCGCUCUCAAGGCUGCAUGCUCGAGCUCUCACAGGGCGGGAAGGUGCCGCUCAAGAUUGGAGGAGAGGAGAGGAGGUGGAUUGAGGAUGGCGAUGAGGUGGUGUUCAGUGCGGUUGCGGGCGAGGAGGGUGGGAAGGUUGGGUUUGGCGAAUUGCGUGGGAAGGUGUUGCCGACUUCGACGCUGAGGAUGGCGUAA